Messenger RNA from Sebastes umbrosus (honeycomb rockfish), 899 nucleotides. Its product is annotated as protein lifeguard 1-like. Lineage: Eukaryota; Metazoa; Chordata; Actinopteri; Perciformes; Sebastidae. The transcript is spliced from 4 exons. Gene Ontology annotation, cellular component: endoplasmic reticulum; membrane; Golgi apparatus. Bases 258 to 899 code for a protein of 213 amino acids. Gene Ontology annotation, biological process: negative regulation of apoptotic signaling pathway. The record is from RefSeq and is a predicted model, not a curated record.
CCUCAAUUGUUCCAUCUUUGAUUUUGUACUGAGCUGGCAAAAAGGGACAUCCCCUUAUCAACAUCUGAAAUAUUUUGUAACAAUCAGGGAUUUUUCUUUUUACAUCACUUCAUGGUGUCAGGAAGUGAAACUUGACACCACAUGUUGAAUAAAUAACACCCAUCACCACACAAGGUAUCCUUUUUGUGUCGUCUCCUCCUCACACAGCACUGUGGUGUCGGACACAACUAUAGUCCAGCAGAAAAGUUUCCUCCAGAAUGUCAGAUACAGCAGACUCCCUCACAUCUAAAGAGACACAGGACGCUCCUGGUUAUGAUGUGUCAUCACCACCACCACCACCACCACCACUGUCAUACUCCUCCGAAGGACAGCAACCUCCACCCUACUCUGCAGCCCUGGCAAUGUGCCCUCCACCCAAAAUCGAGACAACUUGCACCUAUCAGCCUACCACUGGAUACGAUUCUUUCCCCGACGUCAGCCCAAAGGCCUCGUCGGACACAACUCCACUGAAAUCCUCAUCUUCUUUUGAUGACAAGACAGUGAGAAGAACAUUUAUUAGAAAGGUGUUCAGCAUCCUGGCUGUCCAGCUGCUGUUCACCUUCAGUGUGAUGUGUGUGUUCACCUUCUCUGAAGUUGAGGAGAUACAGACCGACAUGUGCCUCAGCUCCUUCAUCAUCUUCAUCGUGGCGGCCACCGCCCUCAGCUGCUGCAAGUCCUUCAGUCGGCGUCACCCCUGGAACACCGUGGGACUGGUUGUGGUCACCCUGUGCUUGUCACAUAUGGUGGGAACCAUCGCCUCCUUCCACGACACCACUGCUGUAGCCAUCACUAUGGGAGCAACACUGGCCAUUUCUUUCGCAAUCCUUGCAUUUUCUGCACAGGUCAGACAACCAGGCUGA